AUGGGCACCCCGGGCAAGCGCACGAGGCCUGGCGACGAGGACGGGGGGGAUCUGGAGACCCUGAUGGCCGUGGAGCGCAGCCCGGCCUUCGACAGGGCGCUGGCGCGCCUCCUGGCGGCCCACCACGCCGGCCUCUCGGAGGCAAGGUGUGGGCGGAGCGCGGAGGCGGAGCCGUCGUCCCUGCAGGCGCCAUGGGAGGCAGCGGCGCGCCAUGGCGCAGAGCGCAAGGGUGCAGACGAGCCCGUGGGACCACAGAUGGGCUUCGAGGGCGAGCACGAAGAGGUCUUCAUGGCCGACUCCUGCUGCGCGGAUGGACUCGUCGGCGCCCACUCUGGCAGGGUGUCAGAGGAUUCCGACGAAACGGGCCAGGCGAGCCUGAGCAUGAACAAGAUAAUCGACGUCAUCCAGUCGACUCACCACAUUGCCAGGCACGGCUGUCUGAUCGAUUUCGUAGGUGGAGUCAAGUUCGAGGUGGGGAGUGCAAUUGUGCUCCUCAUGUUCUGUGUGGUCACUGCGUUCGAGAUGCAGGGGGAAGGCAUGAGUCUAGGGUACGAGUUGAGGUACUCUCGCUACGAGGACCCAGCUGGCUCAGGCUGGCCCGAAGCGACCAUCACUUUGCAGAUAUUGUCCAUCUGCUUCGGUGGUAUUUUCGCGCUCGAGGUACUGAUCCGGGUGUUGGCAGCAAGAAAGCAAUUCGUAUUCGAGUGGUGGAACAUCUUCGAUCUGAUUCAAUCGCUUCGCGUUGGUUUGUGGAGCUCACUGGCGUUGAGUUUAAUUCCAAGGUCGUGCGGCUAG
Messenger RNA from Prorocentrum cordatum, 795 nucleotides. Lineage: Eukaryota; Dinophyceae; Prorocentrales; Prorocentraceae. The record is from the annotation of a GenBank genome assembly.